AUGCGUGGCGUAGCUCUUGGUGCUGUAUCUGGAGCAUUGGUCUCAUUUCUUGUGUGUCAAUUGAUUCUCCCUCGUUUACGUACACGACAAUUGCGUCAUCAAGCUUUAAGAGGUUGUGUGUAUCUUGUGGGUGCUGGACCGGGAGAUCCUGAGCUGCUGACACUUAAAGCUCGUCGACUAUUGUCAAGUGCGACGGUUGUGGUUGUCGACGACCUUGUGGGACCUCAAAUCUACGCAUUAAUUCCAAGAGACUGUCAAAUUAUAUACGUAGGCAAACGAGGAGGAAGAAAAGAUUCGGCAAAACAGGUGGACAUUAAUGCCAUUCUAGUGUCAAAAAGUCGAGAUGGACACAUUGUCGUUCGACUCAAAGGAGGCGACCCCAUGAUUUUUGGCCGCGUUCAUUCAGAAAUUCGAGCUUUGGUUCAAGCUCAAUGCAAUUUUAAAGUCAUUCCGGGUAUCUCUUCGGCAUUAGCGGUGCCUGCUAUGGUCAAUAUUCCAGUGACACACAAGACGUUGAGCACAAAUUUCGUUGUGACUUCAGGACACAACCCAGCAGAAAUGGAUUUUGACAUGUUGGCCAAGAUUGAGACAAUUGUGUUAUUAAUGGCUACGAGGACAAUUGAUCGUAUUUGCGAGAGUUUAAUGGACAGUGGCAAGGACAAGGAUACACAUGUGGCAUUAAUUCACUCGGGUACGAAUCCAGAUCAGUUGGUGAUGUUGGGAAUGCUAAAGGACAUUGCAGCCAAGACCGAGGGGAAGAAGUAUUCUCCUGCUAUUAUUGUGAUUGGAGACGUUGCCAAGUAUGGAGAUCUCAAGGCGUAUUUGGACGAGUCAGACGAUGAAAUGACAAAUGCAGACGUUUAA
This is a messenger RNA of Peronospora farinosa, 864 nucleotides long. Lineage: Eukaryota; Oomycota; Peronosporomycetes; Peronosporales; Peronosporaceae. The record is from the annotation of a GenBank genome assembly.